This is a messenger RNA of Knipowitschia caucasica, 1359 nucleotides long. NCBI's taxonomy places the organism in Eukaryota, Metazoa, Chordata, Actinopteri, Gobiiformes, Gobiidae. The record is from the annotation of a GenBank genome assembly.
AUGAGACAGAGGGAGGAGCUCAUGAGACAGAGGGAGGAGCUCAUGAGACAGAGGGUGGAGCUCAUGAGACAGAGGGUGGAGCUUAUGAGGCAGAGGGUGGAGCUUAUGAGGCAGAGGGUGGAGCUCAUGGGACAGAGGGAGGAGCUUAUAAGACAGAGGGAGGAGCUUAUGAGGCAGAGGGUGGAGCUCAUGGGACAGAGGGAGGAGCUUAUGAGGCAGAGGGUGGAGCUCAUGGGACAGAGGGUGGAGCUCAUGGGACAGAGGGAGGAGCUCAUGGGACAGAGGGAGGAGCUCAUGGGACAGAGGGAGGAGCUCAUGGGACAGAGGGAGGAGCUCAUGGGACAGAGGGAGGAGCUCAUGGGACAGAGGGAGGAGCUCAUGGGACAGAGGGAGGAGCUCAUGGGACAGAGGGAGGAGCUCAUGGGACAGAGGGAGGAGCUCAUGGGACAGAGGGAGGAGCUCAUGGGACAGAGGGAGGAGCUCAUGGGACAGAGGGAGGAGCUCAUGGGACAGAGGGAGGAGCUCAUGGGACAGAGGGAGGAGCUCAUGGGACAGAGGGAGGAGCUCAUGGGACAGAGGGAGGAGCUCAUGGGACAGAGGGAGGAGCUCAUGGGACAGAGGGAGGAGCUCAUGGGACAGAGGGAGGAGCUCAUGGGACAGAGGGAGGAGCUCAUGGGACAGAGGGAGGAGCUCAUGGGACAGAGGGAGGAGCUCAUGGGACAGAGGGAGGAGCUCAUGGGACAGAGGGAGGAGCUCAUGGGACAGAGGGAGGAGCUCAUGAGGCAGAGGGUGGAGCUCAUGAGACAGAGGGAGGAGCUCAUGAGACAGAGGGAGGAGCUCAUGAGACAGAGGGAGGAGCUCAUGAGACAGAGGGAGGAGCUCAUGAGACAGAGGGAGGAGCUCAUGAGACAGAGGGAGGAGCUCAUGAGACAGAGGGAGGAGCUCAUGAGACAGAGGGAGGAGCUCAUGAGACAGAGGGAGGAGCUCAUGAGACAGAGGGUGGAGCUCAUGAGACAGAGGGUGGAGCUCAUGAGACAGAGGGAGGAGCUCAUGAGACAGAGGGAGGAGCUCAUGAGACAGAGGGAGGAGCUCAUGAGACAGAGGGUGGAGCUCAUGAGACAGAGGGUGGAGCUUAUGAGACAGAGGGUGGAGCUCAUGGGACAGAGGGAGGAGCUUAUAAGACAGAGGGAGGAGCUUAUGAGGCAGAGGGUGGAGCUCAUGAGACAGAGGGAGGAGCUCAUGAGACAGAGGGAGGAGCUCAUGAGACAGAGGGUGGAGCUUAUGAGACAGAGGGUGGAGCUUAUGGGACAGAGGGAGGAGCUACACACCUCACUCUCAGGACUGCCCUUUGGACUCUGA